This is a messenger RNA of Blastomyces gilchristii SLH14081, 3171 nucleotides long. RefSeq names its product orotidine-5'-phosphate decarboxylase. Gene Ontology annotation, molecular function: orotate phosphoribosyltransferase activity. Bases 1018 to 2460 code for a protein of 480 amino acids. The transcript has a single exon. Gene Ontology annotation, biological process: pyrimidine nucleobase biosynthetic process; UMP biosynthetic process. The record is from RefSeq and is a predicted model, not a curated record. Lineage: Eukaryota; Fungi; Ascomycota; Eurotiomycetes; Onygenales; Ajellomycetaceae.
UGUCGCUGCAGACAGUCCAGCAAGACGUUGCUAUCAAGCCGCGGAAUUGGAAGAGGGCCGCUGCCACCGAUUGGGUUUGAAGCUGGGAUCCAGAAAGGCUGAUAGCGCCACGUCCGCAGCCGCCGCUGUAGCAAUCCUGUCGCCGGUGAUGUGUCCUCUUAUUUUUAUUUAUAUUUAUUUAUUUUCGCCCCUUCCUUCGCCUCCUCCAGCCCGCCCCAGGAAUAACUUCCCUCGAGCAGCCGGGAAUUGUGAUGAGCUGCAGGUUCCCACACUAGCUGUGCCACCGCAUCUAAGACCUUCAUGGUUGGCCCUUGGGCGAAGCAUUCAAGGGACAGGAGGGGGAGCCAGGGCUGAUGGAUGGGGAGGGGGCGAUUUUCGAACUAAAUAUCCUGAGCCAGCAAGCCAGCCCGCGAUGGCUGCUGGUCCUGGGUCAUUUAGGCUGCGGCCUGCGACCAACCGCCCCUCGCUGCGGAUUUUAAAAAUUUCUUUUUACUAACUAUUCUAUUCGUCUUGCGACUUGUUCCAUCUAGUUGCGCGUUUUAGUUUUCUAUUUUAUUCGACUUCCAACGCAACCUUUUGCUUGUUCCUUGAUCUAGUUUUGUAUUUUCUUUUUCUUUGACCUUUUCACAAGAUCAAGCUCCAACUACUCGAAAAAGUUAAGGGACGAAAGGUUGCGAUAAUCUCAAGAGAAGAAGACAAAGGGAAUAAAUACCACGAAAGUUUGCCGCCCCCCCCCGCUGGCAGUUGUUGAAUACCCACUAUUUCGCGGGCCAGACUCCCCAAAACCCAAGCGGUUGGGGCCGCUUCGUCGAUCGCGGACAGGUCAUACUUGUAAAUCUUUCUGGCUGUUGAAACACGUCCCAAAAUACUCUGUACUCUCGCUGCGAUCCCCGAAAACAAAAGGAGAGGGAUUCAUUGCUCUGAAUGCCUUAAAAGCGACGUCAGAUUCCCUCAUCAAUUUAUAUCGCCGAGCCUAGCGAAUUCGUUGGCACAAUUAAAAAAACCCCUAACCACAAGAUGGACCCUCAAGCCCAGGAUGCCUCGAGCAACUCGAUCACAUCAUACCUCCGCCUCCUGAGACGGUGCAAAACCACUCUCCCAUACGGGCACCUUAUAUGCGUCUCCGCCUCCCCUAAUAUAAGCACAAUGGCCGCCCUUUUACGGCUCGCGCGUGCUGUCGGUCCGUUUAUCGCAGUACUACAGGUGCACGCUGAUAUUAUUGAUGACUGGUCACAGGACGCCGUGCGGAGACUCUUCUGUGUGGCAAAGAAGUAUGGAUUUUUGAUUUGGGAAGGGGGCCGUGUCUUGAAUGUCCAGAAGCGCUCGGGGAAACAUCAGGGUAUGUCUAGCGAGGAAAUCAAUAGGGACAUCAACUUGGCGCGAAAGCGCUAUACAAAGGGUCUUGUCGGCGUGGCAGCUUGGGCAGGAAUGGUUAGCACCUGGGUUAUUGGGCCGGAGGAACAGGGGAAGGGCGGUGAUCGUCUGGUUCCGACGUUGCGAAGGGCUGCGCGGGAAGCGGUUGCGGUUCUGAAAAAAUCCGUUCGCACUGAAAUCAGCGGUGGGAACAAGCAGAGGGAUGCAUGCGACAAUGACGGCGAAGAUAGUAGCGGCGGUUGCGUUGAUGAUGAAGACGAUGAAUGUCUAGGUAGUGACGACAAACUUGGAGAUAACCUGAGCACCAUGUUCCCCUCCCCCCGGAAAGGUUCAGUGAUAUCCCUCACUCGCACGAUUACCCAACACACGGAACUUUCGACUUCUGAGCUAUUCGCUGGAGUGGUGGGCCCUUGUUCAGAUGACGAGGAACAGACCAAUGCCGGAAACGCUCCCACUUCUCUACCAUUACCCCCUCCACCUCUCCACGCCCGCGGUCUGGUACUGUGUCUUCCAGCAACAGAUGACCCGUCCUUCUGCCACGAGUAUAGACGAGCUAGCAUCGCCACUGCAGAAGCCCACAGCGACUUCGUCGUCGGCUUCGUCAGCAACGAGUCAUGGAUCGAGGCGUCGCAGACCAGCACCAUCAUCGGCUCCCGAUCCAACUCCCAUGAAGAUGACGCAGAUAGCGAAGAAGGCGAGGACGGAAAAGGCUCCUCAGAACCGCCAUACGUACUCUUCGCUCCCCUCGAAAGCGACCAUAUUCUAUUCCCCGGCUCAGAGAGCAUAACCCCCCCCGCAAUGGACGAGGUUACGCAGGCCCAUGCGGACAGUGUCCAGGUAUACGUUAAUGUCAACGACGAUGCUGCGGGGGAGCCAUCGCAGCAGCGAUGUUCCAACUUUCCGCUAUCUCUCCACCAGGCAGACACUUCUGAAGUCCAACACCGGCAAAUCAACACGCUGCACCAGCUGAUCGGCAGGGCCAUUUCCAUCAGGAACGCGAAGGCUAGCGUGAAUCAUCAACGACAGGAUUCUGAGGAAGGUGACGCAGAGCUUCUGUGUAUCCCGAUUAUUUCGAUGAAUGCCUGAUGAAUUUUCUUCUUUUCUUUUUCUUUACUAUGCCCUUCUUCUCCCACUUCCUUUCCAUCUCUUGUUUCUGGAGUCCUUUUCACCCAACCCUCCCUCCUCCCUAUUAUUAGCCCGCGCUUUACUUUCAUCCCACAUCUAUAUGCACCGAUGGGACAAAACCGAACACAACGUUGUACAAGCCUCCACACAUCCUCUUGCUCUCCUCUUCCGGAGGAACGUAAACGCCAUUUCAAACACCUUCCUGGCAUUCCAUCCACCCUUCUUUGGCUGGGGUUGAAUCUUCUAACCCUCCCUUCAACCACGGACACUUUGCUGAUAAUAAUUGACCCAAUUUGAUGUUGAUUCUUUGAUGAUUUUUAUAUUAAUUUUUUCCCUUUUUGUUCUCCACUUUGGGGACUUUGAUGAGAAAUGCGAAUAUGAAAUGGAAUGGUACAUGAAGGAAACAAUCGGGAAAGCGGGCGGAGACGGCGAUUUCUCCUUAAUUAUUGGCAUGCAAGUGGACUUUUUUCAUAUUUUUCAUAUUUUUCCUAUUUUUCGUUUUAUUCUCUAUUUUUGUAUUCUUUUUUACCUUUUUGAAAUAAAAUAGUAGACGGAGCCAUGAAGAUAUGAUCCAGGUGGUCAUUUCCAUCACUUUUUAUUGUUAUUAAUUUUUUUCCCCUUUCUGGCUUUGCUGUAUUAGCUGGUAAAGUAACCCUGUAACAGACUUUUCAA